CACAGGUAUAUAAUACUUGAGAUUUGUCAACGAAAGUAUCAUUCUCACCAACGAGAGAAGACAAUUAAGAUUGAUAGCAAGAAUGGCUUUUAAGUUCGUCGUAGUUUUAACGGUAGUGGCUCUUGUGGGAGUAAAACAAGGAUCAGCAGGUCACGCGCACAGUUUUGCCCACUUCCAUGGCCCAGUAGAGGGUCCAGGACAUGAAGUAGUUGUACACGACAAACAUGGAUACCAUCACGGCGAUUAUAUUGCUCAUCCCAAAUACGAGUUUGCGUAUGGCAUCGAAGAUCAUCACACGGGCGAUUAUCACAGCCAAAAAGAGCACCGUGAUGGCCACCAUGUAGCCGGAGAGUAUACGAUUAAAGAACCUGGUGGCAAUGUUAGAACUGUCAAGUACUACUCCAACCCUCAUGGAGGAUUUUUCGCAGAUGUUCAUAAUUCUGGGGGUAAUGAUCACUCUGGUUACCACUAUGGAGGUCAUCAUCAUGGUCAUGAUCAUCAUUAUGGUGAACACCACGGAUAUUAUUAAAUUAUUUUAAUUGU
Molecule: messenger RNA, 543 nt
Organism: Chelonus insularis
Lineage: Eukaryota; Metazoa; Arthropoda; Insecta; Hymenoptera; Braconidae
Product: cuticle protein-like
Exons: 3
Coding region: 83-529 (148 amino acids)
Cellular component (GO): extracellular matrix
Source: RefSeq, a predicted model, not a curated record